This is a messenger RNA of Dendroctonus ponderosae (mountain pine beetle), 1320 nucleotides long. It is a transcript of the gene Cpsf5, whose product is annotated as cleavage and polyadenylation specificity factor subunit 5. Gene Ontology annotation, cellular component: mRNA cleavage factor complex. The record is from RefSeq and is a predicted model, not a curated record. Gene Ontology annotation, molecular function: mRNA binding. NCBI's taxonomy places the organism in Eukaryota, Metazoa, Arthropoda, Insecta, Coleoptera, Curculionidae. The coding region runs from base 192 to 932 and encodes 246 amino acids. The transcript is spliced from 5 exons.
UGCUAUCAGUGCUAGGUACGAAGUCACCUGGCAACACUGUAAUCGAUGAAUGUUGGCGUUCUGUCGGUUCUACAUUUCGUGAAAUUUUCGCGUCGCCUUGCGUUCGUUUUUGGCGGAUUCUUCGCGCUUUUGUCGAUUAUUCCUGUUUACAUUCGCUUAAGCCAAACGUACAGAGUGCAGGUGCCCCAAUAAUGGCCAUGAAUUCCUCACAAGUGAAGGCCCAGCAUUUGCAACAACAGAAUAACAUGGCCGGCCCUGGCGGUACCGGGUGGCCGAGACGCAACUCCCAGAACUCGACUCCGACCACAACAGUGGCUGAACCACAGUUUCCUACCACAACAGGUGCCAUCAAUCGAAUAAUCAAGCUAUACCCGCUGACCAACUACAUCUUCGGCACCAAAGAGCCCCUUUUCGAGCGGGACCCCUCAGUGCCGGCCCGUUUCCAGCGAAUGCGCGACGAGUUUGAGAAGAUCGGGAUGAGACGCAGUGUGGAGGGUGUUUUAUUGGUGCAUGAACAUGGUUUACCUCAUGUUUUGCUGCUACAGCUCGGCACCACGUUCUUCAAACUGCCGGGAGGCGAAUUGAACCCAGGCGAGGACGAGGUUGAGGGCCUCAAGCGCCUACUGACUGAGACCCUCGGUCGACUAGAUGGCGUUAAACAAGAAUGGCACGUCGAGGAUAUUAUUGGAAAUUGGUGGAGGCCGAAUUUCGAACCGCCUCAAUAUCCUUAUAUACCUUCGCAUAUCACCAAACCGAAGGAACACAAACGGCUUUUUUUGGUCCAACUCCAAGACACGGCGCUUUUUGGGGUACCGAAGAACUACAAGAUAGUGGCCGCCCCUCUGUUUGAGCUCUACGACAACUCUCAAGGAUAUGGACCGAUCAUUUCCUCCCUACCACAGGCGCUGUGCAGUCAUCAAAUGGUGUUUUAGGUUCGAAUUCAUCUAUAUGUGAUCUCAGAGACAUGUCCCAGCAACACAACCAAGUCUCACGAUGUAAAAUAAUUGGACAUUAUGAAUCGUUGAAUUUUAGGUAUAUUUUUUAUUAAGUUAACCCCCUUAAAUAAUUAUUUAAGUCGAGCGUACAGGUUAGUUUACCUAUGUAGCUCGAUCGGAUAGUGAAACUAAUAAUGACAAUUACAAAUUGUUUUUUCUCUCGCAACUAUAACAAUGUAAUGUUUGAGGACUUCUAGUUUCUAGGCAUAAACAAUUGUAGUAUUUUCUCAUGCUUUUUUUACGUGUGAAGAAUGAUAACUAUUACCGGUAGGCGACAACCAUUAUUUUUUGUAUGUCAUGAAAAAUACACUUGAGGUAACCAUUA